Penicillium verrucosum is the source of this 1425-nucleotide messenger RNA. Its product is annotated as MT-A70 family. Gene Ontology annotation, molecular function: methyltransferase activity; nucleic acid binding. The transcript has 2 exons. Gene Ontology annotation, cellular component: RNA N6-methyladenosine methyltransferase complex; nucleus. NCBI's taxonomy places the organism in Eukaryota, Fungi, Ascomycota, Eurotiomycetes, Eurotiales, Aspergillaceae. The record is from RefSeq and is a predicted model, not a curated record. The coding region runs from base 1 to 1425 and encodes 474 amino acids.
AUGAGCAAUAGUAUUCAAGAGGAGACUGCGAUUCUAUUCCAGGAUACAAAUAUAUAUCUGCUUGACAUCCCACAUUCAAUUGCGCUCGCGCAACAAUGGAGGCCAACACCACACCAACAACCAGCCCCAGAAUCCGGUUCAGGAACAGAAAAGAGCAUACGCAGAAAAACACUGAACCUACUUUCAUGCUCACCUAUUAAAGAGCCAUUCCCCUCUACCGAGCCUAAAAAGCCAGCUGCUCUCGCCAGGCUUCUCGACACCAUUCCUAUCUCUGAGAGGCGGUUCCACUCGGAACUGAUACUGCCACUCGUAAGGGAUUCCCUCGAAGUUAUCAAGGAUGGAUUUUCCCAUGAUCGCCGAUGGUGCGAGGCUCGAGCUGUGCCUAGUGAAUCUGAGCCUCACGAUAGCACAGCGCCGAAUCAGCAUCCACGGAAGCGCCGGAGGGGAAACGAUUGUACGCCCUCAGAGUCUGCGUCAGAUAGCCAUGUCUCGACUAAAUAUGAACCACCAAUGAUUCUAUCGACUACCUCACCGAAUGACUUUGAGACCUUAUCAGAUCUUGCCAUCGUCAAGAAUCCAUCACCAGAGCCCGCGAUACUCAGGGUUGGAAGCGAGCACGGCGAGGAGACAAAUCCCCCAUCUGAAUACAUCAUUCCCCCGGAGUCGAGCUUUGCGCUUUGUACACUUCCUCUAUUUGAAGCCGAAGUCGACCGUCCAUCUACAUCCAAUAACUACCCCAUCCCCGGACUUCCCCAUCACCAGAAAUUCAACCUCAUCCUCAUGGAUCCGCCCUGGCCAAACAAAUCCGUGCGACGCAGCAAGCACUACCAAACACAUCACUAUUCCGAGAUGGAUGUGCUUACUGAAGGGUUACGAGAUAUACUCCCCGCGAUAUGGAUCACGAACGCAGAAAAGUCCCGACGAGCAGCAUACGGGGCAUUGAGCGGAGCGGGCUUUUCUAUCUGCGAGGAAUGGAUCUGGGUCAAGACUACGUGGGACGGACAACCGAUUUCACAACUGGACGGUCUUUGGCGAAAACCGUAUGAGAUCCUUGUCAUUGGCCGCAAGAGUGACCAUAAUGUCAAUGCCGAUAUCAACGCUAACGCUAACGGUGACGCGGACAAUAUACCACCCCUGUCUCAGAUGGAUGAUCUGACACAGGUGAGUGAGGCCAUUCCAACGAGACGAGUCAUCGCUGCGGUUCCGGACUUGCAUUCUCGAAAACCGAACUUGAAAUCUAUUUUUGAGGAUGUGUUUUUCACGGAUGUUGGGCAGCUCCAGGAGUAUUCUGCUCUCGAGGUGUUUGCGCGCAAUUUGACGGCUGGUUGGUGGGCUGCUGGUAAUGAGGUUCUCCGGUUCAACGCUCGUGAGUGCUGGGUCGAUCUUGCGGGUGAGAGGGAUACAGACCUACAUGAAUAUGCAUAA